UUACCGAACAUAUUUCGGUUGCAAGAAGAUAUUUCUCUCGUUGUUUGCCGGUCCAACUGUUGUCCACACCCACACCAAUCAGCUGCCACCACUGUCCCUUUUCUUCCCAGAUUAUUGGAGUGAAGUCCCACCUUCUGUGUGUGUAUGUGUGUGAAGUUUGAUGAGUUUCCACCGUCUGAUCUCCUUAUCACCCCAUCAAUCAAGAAUUUGCAGAAAUCCAAGUCUAACAUGGCAGGGCCUUCAUCAACAAGAGAUCAAUUUCUUGAAAUCCAGUGCCCGGUUUGGCUGUGGCUUCAGCUACCCUCAACUGGAAUACCGAAAGCGAUCACACAUUUGGAAAUUUGCAAAGGUGAAAAACAAGAAAUUUGUGAUAACUAAUUUGGGGCACGAUCCUGUGAAAAUUAGCAGGAAAAAGGGUAGUAUUGCUGGUGCAGUUGCUCUAAUUAUUGGGACAAGCAUUGGCACAGGGAUUCUCGCUCUUCCAAAGAAGACUUUCCCUGCAGGGCUAGUUCCAAGUUCAAUAACAAUGACUUUGUGUUGGGCAUUUCUGUUGAUAGAAGCCCUCUUGCUAGUCGAGAUCAAUGUUGUUUUGCAAAGGAAGAAGAAGGUGAAAGCAGAGAGCGACGAGCUAGAGGUGAUGUCUAUCCGAACCAUGGCUCAAGAGACUCUAGGUGAAUGGGGUGGAGCUCUAGCCACUUUGAUCUAUGUGUUCUUAGGCUACACUUCUGUGGUGGCUUAUUGUUCAAAAUCGGGUGAGAUCCUUCAUCAUCUAACCGAUUUCCCAGGCUCGUUUUGUGGAUUCCUCUUCACUUUCUUGUUCACCAUUCUCAUCUGUGUGGGAGGCACUCGAGCCACGGAUCAAGUGAACCAGUGGCUCACCACAUCCAUGAUAGGUCUUCUUGUGGCAAUAGAGGUUUUUGCUGUUCUGUUUGGAGGGUGGUCCGGGUUUGAGGCCGGGGGCGGAGAUUGGGGGAAAGUUCCGGCCACUCUUCCGGUUAUGGUGUUUGCUUUGGUUUAUCAUGACCUAGCUCCGGUUCUAUGUGCUUAUCUUGAAGGUGAUCUUGCACGUAUCCGUGCUUCAGUCGUUCUAGGCAGUUUGGUGCCGUUGCUGACAUUGCUCGUUUGGGAUGCUAUCGCGCUAGGCCUCUCCAACGGGGCAGACCGAGUGUCCGAUCCCGUUGAAUUGCUUCUCAGUGUUGGAUGGGAUGGAAUUCCAUUUAUGGUGGAGGCGUUUGCGCUUCUGGCUGUCGGAACUUCCCUAAUUGGCACCCUUCUGAGCUUCUCGGAGUUCUUCAAAGAACAGCUCAACAAUCUGGCCUUGGAUUUUCGUCCAACACAACUUGAAGAGGAGUCCAACUCCAUCAAUGGCUGGUGGGAGAAGAACAAAACGAGCAUCACCGCGACAGCAAUGGUGGUUGCGCCUUCACUUCUCGUCUCAAAUGCACUCCCAGAUGCAUUUUCCACCGCCACAGAUUUCGCUGGAGGGUACUGCAUGACGAUGUUGUACGGAGUUCUGCCUCCGGCGAUGGCGUGGGCGAUGAAGCAGAAAAAACAAGCAGUGGAGAUUGAGCAAACAGCAUUGUCAAGAUCAUAUCCUGCCAUUUUUGGUGUGGGGUUGUUUUCUUGUGGGAUUGUGUUGCAACAGAUCCUUCAAGAUUUCUCAUUUUUGCAGCCUUGAUUGCUACAAGAUAUCUCCAUUUUUUUUUUGAGAUAUCUCAACUUAUGAAGGUGAUGUGAAUAUAUGAUAUGUAGGGAGUUGGGUAGGCACUAACUAGGGAGUUGGAAUUUGCGUAAAUACAUAAGUUGAUAUUUUUCCGAAAUGGAGCAUGUAAUAAUUCAGAAACCAACUCGAGCAUUGUAGAUUAGUUGUAGCCUUUUGAUUUCUUUCUUUCUUAUGAAAACAGGAAUUCCAUAAA
Messenger RNA from Salvia miltiorrhiza (redroot sage), 1916 nucleotides. RefSeq lists its product as uncharacterized. The transcript is spliced from 8 exons. NCBI's taxonomy places the organism in Eukaryota, Viridiplantae, Streptophyta, Magnoliopsida, Lamiales, Lamiaceae. Gene Ontology annotation, biological process: amino acid transmembrane transport. The coding region runs from base 161 to 1678 and encodes 505 amino acids. The record is from RefSeq and is a predicted model, not a curated record.